This is a messenger RNA of Biomphalaria glabrata, 3297 nucleotides long. Its product is annotated as COP9 signalosome complex subunit 1-like. The transcript is spliced from 15 exons. NCBI's taxonomy places the organism in Eukaryota, Metazoa, Mollusca, Gastropoda, Planorbidae. The record is from RefSeq and is a predicted model, not a curated record. Gene Ontology annotation, cellular component: COP9 signalosome. Bases 144 to 1616 code for a protein of 490 amino acids.
AUUGGCACUUUCCGUUUUUCGGCGGAAGCAGUUCUCAGGAAUCACUCAACAAUUCAACAAGAAGAUGCCGUUAGCAGGGUUUUUUCAGACUACCAGGGGAUAGAACUUGUGGACCUACCUACAUAUUUUGUUAAACUAUCAAGAUGGCAGCUAUUGUAAAAAAAAUAUUGGCUGCCUCUCUGGAACCAAUGCAGGUGGAUGUUGUAGAAGAAAAUCAAAAUGUUGAAGAGGAACAACAUUAUGUUGUGGAAAAUGCAACCAUAGACUUGGACCAUUAUGCCUCGCAGUAUGUUGGUCUUGCUAGGCUUAAUCGCCUUCUUUUUAUUGCUGAGCACUGUAACUCCUUAAAGAUUGAGGCUCUUAGAAUGGCAUUGAACUACACUAUGAAAACCACUUUUAACACCAGCCUGUACCAAAUAAUUCAUCACAAACUUGUUCAAGCAACUUCAGGUGUAAGGACUGGCUCAAACAGUAGUUCCAACAAUCUCCCUGACCUAGCUCCAGUCAACUCCAUAGAUACACAGUGGGUGGAAGUAACGUCAAAGAAAGCAGCUCUAAAACUGGAGAAGUUGGACACUGAUUUAAAAAAUUAUAAAAGCAACAGUAUUAAAGAAAGCAUCAGGAGAGGCCAUGAUGACCUAGGAGAUCAUUAUUUAGAUUGUGGUGAUUUAAGCAAUGCUUUGAAAUGCUACUCCAGGGCCAGAGACUACUGUACAAGUCCCAAGCAUGUGGUCAAUAUGUGCCUCAAUGUUAUCAAAGUCAGUGUAUAUCUACAAAACUGGUCACAUGUGCAAAGUUAUGUCAACAAAGCUGAAGCCACUCCAGAUACGUCAGAUAGCAGUAAAGAUGCCAACCAAACAAUAUCCAGCAGACUGAAAUGUGCAGCAGGUUUGGCUGACCUGGCUACCAGAAAGUACAAAUCAGCUGCCAAAUAUUUUCUUCAAGUAAAUUUUGAUUUAUGUGAAUUUCCUGAGCUUCUCUCCCCAUCAAACAUAGCUACCUAUGGUGCUCUUUGUGCACUAGCAACUUUUGAUCGUAAAGAACUCCAAGUGAAUGUGAUAUCUAGCAGUUCCUUUAAACAGUUUUUGGAAUUAGAACCUCAACUUAGAGAUAUUAUGAGUAAAUUUUAUGAAUCCAAAUAUGCAUCUUGUUUGACAUUAUUGGAUGAGCUAAAGGAUAAUCUGUUACUGGACAUGUAUGUAGCACCACACGUGAAUACAUUGUACACACAAAUUAGGAACAGGGCUCUGUGCCAAUACUUCAGUCCUUACUUAUCAGCGGACAUGAGAAAAAUGGCUGAAGCCUUUAAUACAACUGUGGGGGCACUAGAGGAUGAGCUUAUGCAGCUUAUACUUGAUGGGCAGAUUAAGGCUCGUAUAGACUCGCAUAAUAAGAUUUUAUAUGCCAAAGAUGCUGAUCAGAGGAGCACAACUUUUGAAAAAGCUUUGAUUGUGGGUAAAGAAUAUCAAAGGAGAACAAAGGCACUUAUCCUUAGAUCUGCUGUCAUUAAGUGUCAGAUUCAUGUGAGGCAUUUACGUGUUUCAGAGUCCCCCAAGAGAAGGCCUACAAGGCGGGGAAAUGUCCAUAGCACCAGCCAGCGCCAGCUCUAUGGUUAGAAAUUGACUAGGAUUUUGUGCUGUAGAGAUGUAAAUAAAACUGCUUGGAUGUACAUGAGAUACAAGGGCUUGCUUGAUGGUACCUCUGCUAUGCUGUAUGGGAGUAGGUGUAAAUUGUAAUUUGUUAUGGAGUUUACAGUUUGUACAUUGAGACUGUUGGCAGGUAGUAGUUCAAAAAAGUUGAUGUGUAUUUGGCAGAUGUUGUGCAAGAUGUUUAUACUGUAUCAGCUUCGUGCCUAUUCCUUAUUUUUUAAAAAAUAAAUCAUUUCCAAGUUUGCAAAAGGAAAAUGUUUUUAACAUACAAGUCAAUUCACAGUACGAAUGUAGAUUUUCUUUUUGUUUUAUCAAAGCCAUGAAAAUGUUAUAUAAUAAUGCAUAUAUUAUAUAUUAUUAACAACAGCCCAGAAUUGGUCAAUGAAGAUCUUAGUAAAAACAAAAUGUUACUAUAUAGUUCUAGAUCUUUGACCAACCAUUUUCUCUUAGGGCUAUGAUGUAAACAAAAAAAAAAGUUAUUUUGUGAUUUUUUUUUUAAAAUAAGGUUCAAAAUGCAAUAUCUCAAAUAGACAUGUAAUCUCAUGAGUACUUGAUCAUUCAUGUCAAUAUUUUCUGUUUAAAUAUGCCUACUAUUGAAAUACUUCUAUUCUCAUGAGUUCCUAGCUGGAUCAUCCAUGUAGAUAUCUUCUAUCGAAAUAUCUCUAGAGUAAUAUAGCAAGAAACUUAAGUAGUUAGCUACACAUUAUUACAAACCUAGAAAAAACAAACUAUAUAGAAUUGUGGGUGAGUGCAUGUACUCAGGUGACUUUUACUGCAGUUGUAUAAACUACAUUCAUAUAUGCUUGAUCUGUAUUCCUUGUUAAAAUGGGUCUUGGAUUGAGACUAACUUAUUCAGAAACAAGCACGUGACCAUGUUCAUAAAAAUGGUUGUCCCUUAUUCAUUCUGAUCCUACAGUCCCACAGACUUGUCUUUAAUACCAUUAUUCAAAAUGCAGUUGUCAAAUCUGCUAGGCAACUGUUUGGACAUUUUUUGUUUCUGUUGAUCUAUUCUAUCUGCACAUCUUAUUGUUGUUUAGAUUCUAUUUUCUAGUCUUGUAUGUUUUUGUUCAUAACACCUUUUUAAUACGACCAAUUGUCAAUAACAUAUAAAAGUAGAUGGUUAAGUUACAGACUUAGCAAUUUGCUCAUGCAUUGAAUGCUUGAAUUGAAAGUACAUUGUGAUGGCCAGUUGGUUAUUUCCUUUAGGUUAUUAAGUAAAAUGUGAAUCAUAGCAUUAAUACAUAGGAAAGAGUCAGAAAUAACAUACAAAACUGUAUUAUUAUUUCAAACUUAGAGCUUAGCUUUUGGAGGUUUGGGCUUGUUGGUACACUGUAGCAUUUUUAUUUUAAAAAAUGUACAUUGACAAACUGAAAAUGGAAUUAUGGGUUAAUUCAAAAGAAAUGUUUUGAUCAUGAUCUACAUGUAAAUGUUCACAUCAAGCCAGAUAUUCCUGUAUGUGAACUUUAUGUACUGUCAUAUGUCAUGACGUCUGUCAUCUGGUCACCACUAAAUGUUCACCUGUUGUUUGAUCCAACUGUAUAUACUUGUCUUAACCCAUGUACACACUUUGAUUUCACUGUGGACUGACAGAUAACCAUUGUUUCUAUUGCUGUUUGUUUUGAUAUUAAACUGAAUUUGAAAAACAAAA